AUGGUCGUCGUUUGUCUGCCAGGGGUUGGCGCACUCUCCGAGGCCUAUCGGGGCUUUGCCUGGGUGAGUGUGACGGCGCUCGCCGGCCGCUUGGGACUGGGACGCUUCACGCGACAACGGAAAGCUUUCGGGAUCCGCAAGCUCCGCAAGCUCCGCCUACGUGCUUCUAGAGAUGAAGAUGAAGGAGUUCUUCGGGAGCAGCUGAAUUUGAACACUCCCUAUGGAACUGUGGAGGUGGUGGUCUUGAAGCCUGCACUUUCAACCGGACAGCGAGUCCCGGCAGUCGUCGUCAAUGUCGGUUGCUAUUACACCCUUGCUGAGACAUUGGAAAGAGCGGAAGGCCCUAGGUAUGUUGCACUGGAUUGUGCUUAUGUCAUUUGGCGGGCAACCGGGCCACUCGAGGAGGUGGCAGAUCUGGUUUUCCAGAGGUGGCAAGGUGAUGCCGCGGUUGUUUUGGAUUGGCUCGGACAGCAAGAUUGGUGCAAUGGAAGGGUGGGUUGCCAUGGCUACAGUCUUCUUGGGAACACUUCCUACGCUACGCUAUCGGUUUCGCACGCAAAGGAUGCUCCAAAGUCACGGCCCUUGGUUUGUGCCGUGCUUCCUGUCAUUUCUUUCUCGCGAAUUCAGCCGACGGUGUUUGUGAACGGGCAGAGCCUUGCAGCUGAGCUGGCUUUACGCUUCAUUUGGCUAGCCGAGGUGGGCUUGCGACAGGAUCGCAAAAACGGCUUCGGCUACUUUUGGAACAUGUUCCGAUUCUUCUCCUUGGCCGAGUGGCCAGGUCUGGAUCAGGCUCUCGCAAAAAGACCAGUCAGCGAGGCUGAUGUGGAUCUCUGGGGCCGACCAAACGCUUUGUGGCGCGGGGGCCAAACUUAUCGCAGUUCUGCAGAUGCUUUUUGGGCAGAAGGCCGGGAUGUACAAUGUCACUUUGCGGACUUCCGGGAGUCUCCGAGCAUCCACGUAAUGGCUGGCUGGAAUGACAUGUUUCUGGCACAGAGCCUGCACGAUUUUCAGCUUGCAAGCAAAGCUACGAGCGGCGCUGCAAAGCUCACAAUUUUCACUGGGGGACACUUUGGUGUGGUAUUUAAUCAUGGACUGCAAGUUGCACAGGAGACACGUGAGUGGUACUGCCAACAUUUGACCAAAACAACUGCUGUUGCUCAGCAUGCUGCCGUGCGGAUGCAACUCAUCCACGAGUCUGAAGACGAGGAAUGGCUGGAAUGCGAUGCUUGGCCUCCGCCAGCCGACUCCAUGUGUCUCUUCUUCGAGGGGAGCGAUGCCAACUCCUGCACAGGCUCACUGCGCAAAGGUGGUCCGAGUUGCAGCAGUUCGCUGAGAUAUGUUUAUGACCCGAAAGAUCCAACACCUUACAGUGGUGAUGGAUGGCUGAACCUACAGAAGGAUGGGCCACAGGACCAGAACUCUUUUGAGAACUCUCGGUCAAAGGACGUGCUUGUUCUGACUUCUGCCCCUCUGGAAGAGAAUCUAGAGAUUGUGGGUGAGGUCUCUGCAUCUCUGUUUGUUAGCUGCACUGCUGCGGAGUGUGACAUCGUUGUUCGGCUCUGUGCCGUCCGACAAGCAUCAGAUGGCUGGGGAUCAGAGCCUGGGUUUCUCGACCGCAUCCUCGACCCGCGGGGCUUGGGGCGUGGGCGCUCGGUGAACUUGUGCGAAAACAUCGUGAGGGUGAAGUUUCAGGAGGAUUCCGUCGCUCGGGUCGAGGUCUCGGUGGGACCGACUGCCUGCCGCUUCGAGCCAGGCGAUCGGCUCCGCGUUCACGUUUGCUCGGCUGCCCAUCCCCGGUGGCUCCGCCAUCCGCUCUGUCGAGACUCAGAGGAUUGGCUCCUGGGAGACUCCGAGGUCGGAGCACCGGCGCAAGUUACAGUGAUGGCGGAUGACAGCCACCCAUCCCACUUGAAACUCCCGGUGCGCAGUGAUGCAGUUCGUAGCUGCACGUCACUGCCAAAGUAA
Symbiodinium pilosum is the source of this 1965-nucleotide messenger RNA. NCBI's taxonomy places the organism in Eukaryota, Dinophyceae, Suessiales, Symbiodiniaceae. The record is from the annotation of a GenBank genome assembly.